Messenger RNA from Clonostachys solani, 249 nucleotides. The record is from the annotation of a GenBank genome assembly. NCBI's taxonomy places the organism in Eukaryota, Fungi, Ascomycota, Sordariomycetes, Hypocreales, Bionectriaceae.
AUGCAGAAUUGUGUCACCACCGGGGUAAAUGUGGUGCAGACGCGCGCCAGCUUCACACAGAACGCGCAUGGUAGCCGGGCGCCAGGCGAGCGUCGCCGCCUCAAUGGCAUCGCCCAGCCAUGGGUCACGUUGAUGGACAUUGGCGCCGCGAUCGAGAAGCAGCUUGACUAUGUCGCUGUGGCCAAGAUUUGCUGCCAGGGCAAGAGGCCAGUUGUCGGCUCCUUGCACAACAAAGCCCUCGUCGAGUAA